AUGGUUGCUAGGCGACUACAUGAUCUUACCAAGAAAAAUCGGCCUUUCAUAAGGGGGCAGUCUCAAGAGCGCGCAUUCACGCAGUUGAAAGAGCUGUCAGCACCCAUUUUAGCUUAUCUAGUAACAGGAGUAAAAUUUAUACUGGAUACCGAUGCAAGCACAGAAGGCUUAGGCAGCGUGCUCUCCCAGCAAAUUGAUGGUAACGAAAAGAACGAGAAUAAAGGAGGUGUCGCCAUCUGCUGGACUAUUGUGGAGACCAACGGAAGCUUUUCGAAGGAAGACAUAGGCAGUGCUCAAAUGGCCGACGAAGAUUUAAACGCAAUAUUAAAGGCCUUAGAAAAGGAGAAGCGUCCCACCUGGGAAGAGAUUUAA
This is a messenger RNA of Glossina fuscipes, 372 nucleotides long. RefSeq lists its product as uncharacterized. NCBI's taxonomy places the organism in Eukaryota, Metazoa, Arthropoda, Insecta, Diptera, Glossinidae. Bases 1 to 372 code for a protein of 123 amino acids. The transcript is spliced from 2 exons. The record is from RefSeq and is a predicted model, not a curated record.